CAGUGCUAAAGUCAGCAGCUGAAGCUUGUGUCAAAACACAGAGGGAAUCAGAAGCAGGCAGCAAAUCUGGGCUACCGCAGAGUAUUUGAAAAAGCCAGUUUCCCCCCCCAAUAACGUUCACAUACCAUGACCGAACAAUCAGCGCUACUUCUUCGAAAACAACUAGCAGAGCUCAACAAGAACCCUGUGGAGGGCUUUUCAGCAGGUCUCAUAGACGACGAUGACAUCUAUAAAUGGGAAGUUGUGAUCAUAGGCCCCCAAGAUACCCUUUUUGAAGGAGGCUUUUUUAAAGCAUAUUUAACCUUUCCCUAUGAUUAUCCUUUACGACCUCCAAAGAUGAAGUUCAUAACUGAAAUCUGGCACCCAAAUGUUGCAAAAAACGGAGACGUGUGUAUCUCGAUCCUACACGAGCCCGGAGAGGAUAAGUUUGGCUACGAGAAGCCAGAGGAGCGCUGGCUGCCGAUCCACACCGUCGAGACAAUCAUGAUCAGCGUUAUCUCCAUGCUGGCCGACCCCAACAGCGACUCACCAGCAAAUGUGGACGCUGCGAAAGAGUGGAGGGAGGACCCCAACGGUGAAUUCAAAAGAAAAGUGGCUCGUUGUGUAAGAAAAAGUCAAGAAAUGGCCUUUGACUAGAGGGACUUUGACUAUUCCAGGUUGAAGGAUAUGCCUCCAGAGGGAAACGUUCAGGCGUCUACGCCCCUUGUUUUGCAAGCCAAAAGGAAUUGGUCGGCUUCAAUCCCUUUCCGUGAAUGGUUGUCAUUUUUCGCAAAGAAGAAGAGCCAAUUUGAGAACACUACCAGCGAAAUUCACUUACUUCCUACCUGGAAUUGUAUAAUCUUAUUUAUUUUGGAAAAAAACUAAUGAUGUAAAAUAUGUCACUACUGUAAAUUAACUUGCUUUUUUUAUCUGCUGCUGAACAGUUUCUACUUUAUACCAGGUUUCUUAUGCAAUUUUAGUGGUCAAAGAAGGAGUCUAACAAUUGAAAACCUGUUACCUUGAUAUCAUCCCCUUGUCCUUUCUACUACGUACAUGUCAGCCCAGCAUAUAUCUUGUCGAUAGAUUCUUAUUUUCAAACAUUCUCAUUCAUUCACUGUUGCCUUUUUGGCUCCACUUCCACGGACUUCUUUUUUUUUUUUUUUCUUCAUAAAGAGUCUACGAAGUUGUCGUGGCACUUACACAGGUCUUUUUAUUUAUUUAUUUAUUGUGUUUUGUUUUUUUUUUUUUUCUGGAGAGAAUAGUCACCUGCAAACAUUAGUUCCAACGUACAUGAUCCCCUUCAAUCUCACUUAGAUCUUGUUGCUAAAUCUUGGUUGUAAAUGAUAAAAAAAUGACUCACUCCGAGAGUCCAUCUUUUAGUUUACAAUAAUUCACUGGGAUCCACUCGUUUGGCCCCUCCCGCAAGUGGCAAAAAAAAAAAAAAAAACGCGGGUAAUUGAGAUGUUGCUGCAUUCAGGCACUAUUGUACAUAACACUAACUUGCUUUGGGGAAACACUAUAGCGAUACAUGGUACAUACACCCUUACUCAUUCAGCAUUAACCAACAGGAGUUCUUCAAGCUACCUCACUCGCUGUAUAUACAAACUAUACUAUUUUAUACUAAUGUAUAAAGAGGCAUGCUGGGAAGCCCACAUACACACACACACAUGCCUUGUGGGUCCCAAAUUAGAAUAAAAUAGUAUUGUUUUGCAUGUUUAUUAGCGUUUAUUUCAAUACCCGCAUAGUCUGUGUACAGACUACAAUUUACAUUGUGUGUUCCACUUUUUUUUUUUAAUUGCACCAUGAGGUAAGCAUUAUGUUUGAACUCCUGUUGGUUGGUGGUGUGUGUGUGUGUGUGUGUGUGUGUGUGUGUGCAGUUUUCACAAAAAAAAUCUAAAUGCUUUGAUCAAAAAACCUGCAAAUUUGGAAUCCACUGUAUUGGCUUUGACACGCAUGACUUAACAUUAAUACUCGGUUUGUGCCAACUACUCAGGAUUAAACUCCAUCAAUGUUGCAAUUAGUAGCCGGUGGGAUAGACUUGUAAUAUUCCUGACUGACUAAACUAUCUUGGUCAAUGAAGACGUAUUUCGACUACCAUUACCAAAAAGUGGUCUGUGAAAAAAAAAAAAAAAAUCCUAAGCUGUGAUUAUUGUGUGCAUGUGUGUGUGUGUGCGAGUGUACUGCUGUGGCAUCCGAAUUUACCUCAGUCUGGUUGUUGUUUGUCUUCAUGCCGGGGAACUGGGCUAGCUGUUAGUAUAUCGCGCAGUCUUUUCGGGGUAAAACAUGUAGAUGCUGAGGACUUUUGAGUAGAUGGAAAAGUAAAACUUUCAAUCAUUAGUACUUUUUGGUGCAUAUUUAGCCAGCAUAUAUCACUUAAGUUCAACAUUUGGGCCGCCAUCCAUUUUCAAGUAACUGAAGCUAAUUACUAUUUGAAAUUGGAUUGCAUUGUGGUGGUAUGCUAACCGUUCCCCCCUCUCGGUAAUUGGCUUAUUCAUCAUUAAGCCUUGCAGACUGACACUGACAAAUAAUGAACCGUCUUCUGGCACAUGCAAUCAGCGUUGAAUGAGUUUGAAUAUGUGAAGGUUAUACCGUUAAUGUCUAUCCUGCGUGAAUGUGCCGUUGUGCUCUCAAGUAGACUUGUGUAGACUCCAUCAUUGCUGUCAACGUUUUAAGUCUCAAUUUUCUAACCUGCCAUGACCUCCCUCCUCUGACCGGUGUUCACUGUAUUUGCACAGAUUCAGUGUGCGUUUUUGAAACGUCAUCAAGCAAUACGCUCUGGAAAAACGGUGUCCAGGUAAUUCACCCUAUAAUGUCAUAACUUUUGUUUUGUUUCCCAUUUUGUGUCAACGCAAUGUAUAUUGGACAUGAUGCUCAAUAAAGCGUGU
Doryrhamphus excisus (bluestripe pipefish) is the source of this 2864-nucleotide messenger RNA. RefSeq names its product ubiquitin-conjugating enzyme E2 G1-like. The record is from RefSeq and is a predicted model, not a curated record. NCBI's taxonomy places the organism in Eukaryota, Metazoa, Chordata, Actinopteri, Syngnathiformes, Syngnathidae.